Messenger RNA from Danio aesculapii, 2522 nucleotides. It is a transcript of the gene ppm1nb, whose product is annotated as protein phosphatase, Mg2+/Mn2+ dependent, 1Nb (putative). The transcript is spliced from 6 exons. The coding region runs from base 313 to 1620 and encodes 435 amino acids. The record is from RefSeq and is a predicted model, not a curated record. Gene Ontology annotation, molecular function: manganese ion binding; magnesium ion binding; protein serine/threonine phosphatase activity. Lineage: Eukaryota; Metazoa; Chordata; Actinopteri; Cypriniformes; Danionidae. Gene Ontology annotation, biological process: positive regulation of canonical NF-kappaB signal transduction; negative regulation of canonical NF-kappaB signal transduction; protein dephosphorylation. Gene Ontology annotation, cellular component: cytosol; nucleus.
AGAGAGAGGGAAUAUCACUGACAUAUAGGAGAGGAAGGCAAUAAAAGUGGAUCAAAUUGGACGGAGCAACCGUGACAACAGAUAGAUUAGAUCUCAGUGAGAUCUGUAGCAAUGGGUAGACUGAGAGAAGGGAUAACCAACCAUUCUAUAUUGGAUCACUCGAUGAUGCUUGAAGGUGCAGAAUCAGUCUCCCGGGAGAUAAUGCUGUGAAGGCCCUGAACAGCAAGGCUGCACACAGCCAAACCAAAGCCAGCGAGCUACAGCACAGGGUGGAGGCCGUGAACGGAUUCAAACGAGUGCAAAAAAGACAUCAUGAGGACAUCUAGGAAAGGAAGCGUUGAAAUGCCUGCUUUUGUAAGGCAGCUGGUGAAGGAGACGGAAAAAAGGGUCACCUCCUUUUUUAAAGGGGGACGAGGGGGAGGCGCAGGGGAGCUGUCCGAAAGCGAAGAGGGGGCAGAGGAGGAAGGAGUGAUCCCUAGCCCCUAUUUGGACCGGCCAGUUCUGGACAAGCACAUGCAAGAGGGUUGUGCCUCCUGGGGACUUACCUAUGCCCUGGCUAGUAUGCAGGGCUGGAGGGCCCACAUGGAGGAUUUCCACAAUUGCUUCCCUCAGCUAGGAGGGGAACUGUCCCACUGGGCGUUCUUCGCUGUUUUCGAUGGACAUGCCGGAAGUGCUGUGGCCCAGAACUGCUCCCGAAAUCUACUUGAUCACAUCUUAGGUACAGGCAAAAUCCGAGCAGAUGAGGAUGUGGAAAGGGUCACUGAGGGCAUCAAGGAGGGCUUCUUUCUUAUGGACAAGCACCUUCAUGCCAUGGCCUGCCGUGAGGGUUGGGAGCGAGGUGGGACCACUGUCGUUUCCACCGCUAUCACUCCGCACCACAUCUACUUUGUGAAUUGCGGGGACUCUCGGGCUGUUCUGUGCCGUGCGGGGCGAGUGGCAUUUUCGACAGAGGACCACAAGCCCUUCAGCCCGGGUGAGAAGGAGAGGAUAGAGAGUGCUGGAGGAUCGGUUACUUUGCAGCGAGUGAAUGGCUCACUGGCAGUCUCUCGAGCAUUGGGGGACUUCAGCUACAAGACAGUUGAGUGGCGGCCGGUCACAGAACAGAUGGUAUCACCAGAACCAGAAGUGUCUGUGGUGGAGCGCUCGCCAGCAGAUGAGUUUCUGAUUCUGGCCUGUGAUGGUGUGUGGGACACUGUCAGUAAUGAAGAGCUCUGUGCCUUCGUACAUAGCCGACUGCGUAUCUGCACAGACCUGAGGGAGGUCUGCUCCCAAGUCAUCGACCUUUGCCUCUAUAAGGGGAGCCUUGAUAACAUCAGCAUCAUUCUAGUAUGUUUCCCUGGCGCCCCCCAGCUGUCACCUGAAGCACUGCACCAGGAGGCUGAGCUUGAGGACUUUUUGGAGUCCAAAGUGGCUGAGAUAUUUGAAGAGCUGAGCGUGAGAGGUGAUGAGCCUGAUCUGCUGUCAGUUUUGACAGUGCUGGCCUCAACGGUGAUUCCUGGACUUCCACCAGGAGGCGGCCUUCAAAGCAAGCGGAACUGUAUAAUUUCUGCCUACUAUCAACAAAAAGAGGCUCGAAGAUCUAGAUUACCCCAGGAACUCAGUCCUACUGAUGCCAAUUAGAGUCCAUCUUAUUUAAGCAUUUACUGGAUGUGUUAGAUUGAGGAACUAAAGGUGAUCAGUUUUCUGUCUUUAAGCUUAUAUAUAUAAAAAAGAAAAGAUCUUCUUUAUGGACAGCAACAAUCAAGCAUUUUACUUCAGUCUUUUUGUAUGUUUCCUGAAUGAUCUGAAACUUGCAAAAAGCAAUGCUGUGCCACAUUGCAGGACAAUAAUGACUGUAUAUAACUUUGAUUCUUUAGAUUGUGAUACGUUCAGUAUUUUCCUUACCAAAUGUAUUCAAUGAGUCUUACAAUCGAAAAUACUCAGGUACAGUGUUCAAGCAGUGAUGAUAAACCUUUGAGAUUAUCUUCAGCCUUUGCAUAUGAUAGGUCAUUUUUGAAAGUGAUGCCAUAAAAUAUCGAUUUGUGGUUAUUCUCUGGACUCAAGCAACAAGCAAAUCACUGAUGCAUUAUUAAAGGAAUAGUUCACCUAAUAAUGAUUUACAGCACAUAGUCAAACAAUUCUAUUAAAUAUUCAUAAUCUUUUUGUGUGAACUAUUGCUUUAAGAAUUCAAACUUUACAUUAGAAGAUCUCUAAGAAGCUAAUUCUAUUUAAAAACAACACAUCUUGGGGUUUACAGGCCCAUAAUAUGGUCACAGAGUGCAACUUUUCCUGUUUUUGAAUAGUUGUUUCCUGUAAUACGCUCUGCUCCGUUUGCAUGAUCUGUACUGUGUUGCCUUACUGACCUCUUUGAAAUUAUGCCAAUAUAUAAAUGUGUUAACAUUACUGAGAUAUUUCCUAAUGACUAGCAAAUGAACUGAUGCAGUGCUGUGUCAUGUUGUGUAAUGAUCUUUGUGCACAUUUGACAGACCUUGUGCAAUAUUUGUGUUAAAAUAAAGGUUGAAGGUUAAGUAGUAAAAUAAACA